AUGGAAGAAGAAAACUCAGUUAAGCCGGCGAAAAAAAAAAGCAAAGGCGAACGCAAAGAUAGUCGAAGCCGAAAGGAAUCAGACGCUCAGGAGGAAAUAAAAAAAUUCAAAGAGAAUUUACUGCAGUCUGUUGCAGAUGGGGGUUCCAGUAUUGUACUUGGAGAGAACUCUUUUGAACUCUCAGUACCUUACCAAAGACCUCGUUCUGGGUCGAAGGCUCGCGAUGCUCUGGAAGUAUCCCCCAAUAUGUUAGCAGAACUGGACGAAAAUAAAAUCUUCGAAUUGAAAGAGGCGUUUCUACUGUUUGAUUUGGAUGGUGACGGCUGCAUAGACCACAACGAUCUGCGAGGAACAUUUAUCAGCCUUGGCGAAAACGUAGACGAACGCGCCGUCAGCCACAUGCUAUCAGAAGCAUCAAAUCCGUUAGAUUUCGACGCGUUUGUCAAUUUACUAGGAUACAGAUCAAUCGAACUGGAUUCCGAGGAAAUUCUAGUCGCCGCAUUGUCGCGCUGGGACCCUGAAAAUACUGGAUAUAUCCCCGAGGAAAGAAUUCGAAACGACCUCAUGUCCAGAGGCGAUCGCUUCACGGAAAAGGAAGCGAACUACGCUUUAGAAGAAGCACCGAUGAUCCAAGACAAGAAUGGAUAUAACUUCAUAGAUUAUAAACAAUUUUGUAGGAAGCUGUGUGGUCUGAAAAAGACCAAUAAACAGGUUUUGCAAGUACAAGACUAA
Molecule: messenger RNA, 732 nt
Organism: Leptosia nina
Lineage: Eukaryota; Metazoa; Arthropoda; Insecta; Lepidoptera; Pieridae
Source: the annotation of a GenBank genome assembly